AUGGCAAACUUUCAUGACCCUGCAUACCGCAUCGGAGUUGAUGUCGGAGGAACGAAUACCGAUGCAGUACUUAUCUCUCUCAAUCCAGUCUCUAUUGUGGCCUCUCAUAAGGCACCCACGACACCGGAUGUCACCACAGGGAUCACCAACGCAGUGCAAGCAGUUAUAGAUACUUCCAAUGUCUCGCGCUCAUCUAUUGGCUGCAUUAUUAUUGGCACAACACAUUUUGUCAAUGCUGUCGUUCAACGCUCACCUUCAUUGCGAAGCGUCGCAGUCGUCAGGCUUUGUGGAGGGCGCGAAGAAGGGUUUGGCCGUGGAAUUCCUCCUUUCAUCGAUUUUCCUGCUGAUCUCCGAGCUUGUAUUGAAACGCCUCAGAUCUACUUCUGCCAUGGAGGAUUCCAAAUUUCUGGUAGUGAAAUUAGCCCUCUGGAUGUGAAGGAGCUGGAGCGCGUGUCAGAAGAUUUGGUCAAGAACAACAUCUCCAACAUCGUUAUUGCAGGCAUGUAUUCUCCAAUAAAUCAUUUUCAUGAGACAAAAGCCAAGGAAAUUCUCCUACGUUCCAUGUCCGAUAACGGAAAAUCGGGCUUCAAGCCUCGAAUCACACUAUCACAUGAGGUGUCUGGGCUGGGAUUUCUUGCCCGCGAAAAUGCUGCAAUUCUAAAUGCCACGUUGCGACCACUGGCCGAGAAAACAAUAUAUGGGUUCCGAAAAGGGAUGGAAAACAUUUUCAAAGGAAGCCCCUAUACAUUAUAUCUCACCCAGAAUGAUGGUAGUGUUCUCGGUGCUUCAGAGGCCAUUGAGUUGCCCAUUCGGACUUUUAAUUCUGGGCCGACAAAUUCCAUCCGUGGCGGGGAGUUGUUAUGGCGAGCCGCAGCCGAGGCAGAUGGUGAAAAGUACGGCGAAAGAACCGAGCCCCUGGUGGUGAUCGACAUUGGAGGCACAACAUCCGACAGUGGGCUGCUACUUCCUAAUGGUUUGCCACGGAUGAGCUCUAUAAUGAGUCUCGUCGGUGGAGUUCGUACCAACUUCGCCCUUCCCGCGGUUGAGAGCAUCGGUCUAGGUGGCGGCUCUAUUAUUCGGACUAUGGAUGGUGGGGCUAUCUCCGUCGGUCCGGAUAGCGUUGCCCUCGAGCUUCUUGAGAAGUCCAGACUAUUCGGCGGAGAAUUCCUGACUUCUACUGACAUUGUUGCUGCAUCGGAGCUACAUGCACCUACAGGUCACAAUCCGUUUUCGGGGAUGGGCUUCCCCGAGCGUCUUGGAGACGUGACACCCGAGGUGGUAAUGCAGGCCCAAAUUGAGAUGAGGCAAAAAAUAGAGGACCUCGUGGACAGAACCAAGAUCCAGAAGGGCGAGGUCGAUGUUCUCAUUGUUGGCGGGGGAGCUCCAAUAAUUCGGACCGAUGAACCACUUUCAGGCGUACGCAUGGUGCGGACUGUCAAGGGUGGUGAAGUCGCUAAUGCCGUUGGUGCUGCUGUAUCGCGAGUUUCCGGAGUGAUCGAUACUGUUAUCGAUACAUCUAACCGAACGGUCAAGGAUGCACAGGAGGAGGUAUCCGAACUUGCAACCAAAAGAGCGAUCUCAAACGGCGCCAGACCUGAUACUGUUCAAAUUGCAGAGGUAACCAUAUUGCCGAUCCAGUAUGUAGAGGCAAAAGCACGAAUUGUGGUCAGAGCGGUCGGAGAGCUAGACGUGAUCUUACAGCAGGAGUCAUCUGGGAAAUCUAUGGAGUUUCCUUCUCUCGAAAAUGAUGCAUCAAGUCACCAACAGCAUUGUGGUCAGGAAUUUGCCUCGGACAGAGAAGUCGACAUCCGGGCGUAUAGGCCAGAAGUAAGAGAUAGACAGUGGAUCAUUUCUCCUACCGAUCUCUCAUUCAUCGCCCAUGGGUGUAAGAUUCUCGGAUGCGGUGGUGGUGGAGACCCUUAUCAAGAAUAUCUCAAAGCUAAGGCCAUUGUUCGUCAAUACCCCGGGAAAAUGAGAGUUGUCGCACCUGAACACUUUCCAGACGAGUCUCUGAUUGGAUGGACCGGCUGCAUGGGCAGCCCGGAGGUCAGCAUGGAGCGACUUGAGAAUAAUGAGUGUCUUCAAGCCCACGAAGAGUUAAUGCGCGUCAUGAAAAGUCCGCCAGUUUCCGGCUUCUUGUCAUUGGAAAUAGGCGGUGGUAAUGGCGUCGUCAACUUAAGCGUGGCCGCCCAUUACGAGGUACCCUGCGUGGAUGCCGAUUUCAUGGGGCGCGCAUAUCCAACCACAUUUCAGAUCACCCCGAAUGUUUAUGGGCCACCCAGUGGAGAUGCUCUUAUCCCGAAUACGAUUGCGAGCGGCGAUGGAUCUUUUAUCACGAUGACUAGGUCCCGAACAGACGUAUUAGUCGACAAAGCCCUUCGAGCGGCGUGUGUGGAGAUGGGGUGCAGAGCUGGGAGUGCCGGAGCACCCAAAACUGCCAAAGUUGUCCAGGAGCAGGCUGUGACGAAUACCGUGUCGCUUGCCUGGUGGAUUGGAAGAGCAGUAGCUCUCGAGAAAAACAUUUCAGACAAAGCCCUUCGAAUUAUUGAUGAAGUAGGAGGCCCAGACAGCGCAGCAAUUAUUGCGAGAGGUAAGGUUAUUAGCGUUGAGCGAAUACUGAAGACUGGGCACACGUAUGGUGUCCUGGAAGUCGAUGGUACAACUAGGGACGGAACCAAGGCGCUCAUCAAGAUUCCUUUCAAGAACGAAAAUGCCUUCGUUGAAGCGAUAUCGGAUGGACAAUCCAAAAUCCUGGCAUCUGUGCCGGAUCUGAUUGCUGUAAUAGAUGCAGAGACUGGCGCGGGUCUUGGAACACCGGAGUACAAAUAUGGCCUCAAAGUGGUUAUCAUCGCCAUAGCUGCUUCGCCAAGAUGGACUGACAGUAAAAGAGGAAUGGAAUUGGGAGGGCCGGGUUCAAUGGGAUUCCAAGAAGUUCAAUAUUCUCCGAUUGGCAAGUACAGCAAGCCUCGAAGUGUCAUUGAUGUUUUUGGUUGA
Molecule: messenger RNA, 2994 nt
Organism: Penicillium cosmopolitanum
Lineage: Eukaryota; Fungi; Ascomycota; Eurotiomycetes; Eurotiales; Aspergillaceae
Product: hydantoinase/oxoprolinase family protein
Exons: 2
Coding region: 1-2994 (997 amino acids)
Biological process (GO): glutathione metabolic process
Cellular component (GO): cytosol
Molecular function (GO): 5-oxoprolinase (ATP-hydrolyzing) activity
Source: RefSeq, a predicted model, not a curated record